Messenger RNA from Guillardia theta CCMP2712, 1056 nucleotides. RefSeq lists its product as hypothetical. The transcript is spliced from 2 exons. The record is from RefSeq and is a predicted model, not a curated record. The coding region runs from base 1 to 1056 and encodes 351 amino acids. Lineage: Eukaryota; Cryptophyceae; Pyrenomonadales; Geminigeraceae.
AUGGAGUUUUACCAAUCUACUAAAGAUUUGAUAAACAACCGUUACAAUCCCGAAUUCCUGGCUAAUUGCAAUCCUGACGGCUCUUUGCCGUCUGGACGAAGUCUGGAAGAACUUCGCAUGGCAACAAAGGAGCAGUUGUGGAAUAAGCACCAACUCGAACUUGUCGCCAAGAAUAUGCAGUCAUCGCCUUCCGAACCUCCGCCGCAGACUCCCGAUCCCCAAGAAGCGCAGGAGAGUCUCGCCGAAUCACCUGAAUUGUUGGCAGAACAGAAAAAGAACGGAAGUGGGCGUAGAAAGCAGACAUCAGUCAUACCUUUCGAUGUCACCAACCCUAUUCACAGAGAUUGGACCCCAUUAGGUUGGAUCGCAUGGCUGCACCUUGGAUUGGGUUCUCCAGAACCUCAUGAUAAGUUUUCACUGAAACCUAGCGGAGGCGAUGUACCUCCUGCACAGAAUCAGAUGACACCUGACUUCCAUCAGCGUAUGUCGAGAGGCAGAUCUGAACAACGUCGGAAAUUGCGAGAGAAUAAUCGUCCAGCACAAGAGGACUUGGGACGUGGAGUCACAGACCCACGUGCCUCAGAUAGUCUUUCCAAUGUUUUCAUGGCUGCAGUGGAUAGACUCAUGUGUCAUUAUCGACAAAGUCAUGAACGCACACAGAUGGUCAAAGAACGUAACCAGAUGAUCCACGAACGUACACAGAAGAUCAACAAUCUGCAGAUGCUCAUGCAAAUCACAGCUCCAGGUAGUUCCGACCACGCGCAGGCUAAGGCAGAACUCGUGCAACUUUUGAAGGGUACAGCUGACAAUGACAACAUCCCAAGUGUGGCUGAAUGGGAAUGUGCGUCUGGUACACCUGGCUCGUCAUCGAUACCACCUGCGUCUGUGACGAAUUCCAGGAACAUGGGCAUUGCAUCUCCUGUCUCAUCUGUGGUUGCCACCCCUGUAUCUCUGUCGGACGAACGUAUCUUUACGAAUGAUGCCAAUGGAUUUGGACAGAUUGUUCAAAAAAAACAGAACGAACAAUGUGUAGAAGGUCACAACAGGAAUUCCUGA